CGAACGUACAAACUCUCCGUUAUUGUUCACGUGCACUUCACCGAGUCAACUUUUUUUUCGGUUACCAGUCCGUCUAGCAGGAUUAUUAUUAUCAGGCGUGUGUGUCAGUGUACGGACGCGUCCGUCGUAUAAAUAUCGUCUCCGCAACCAGUUCGUUUUAGUACUUCGAAUCGCCCGAAUCUCCGAUCUGCAGCAGGAGCAAUAAAAAUUUAUAAAAGUUGCAUCGUCUUUGAUCUUGAUCGCAUCUUCGCGUUCGCGACCGCUACCGGAGCUUUAGUGCGCGCGUUGAUUUGCUAUUUUCCGGCGAAAUUUCGAUUCGUAUCGCGUCUCGCUGAUUCGCGUCAAUUUUUUCCAUUCAUUUUCGGUAUCGAUCCGAUUUUCAUUUUCUCGAUCAUUUCAAGUGUACUGGCCGUCGGUAGUUAUCGUUUUGUGUAUAUGUUUCCAUUAUCUUGUGAUCAUUUUGCAGAUAAAAAGUGCAUUAACCACACCACAUUAAGAUGGCCGAGAAGCAAGAGAAAAGCGAGAAGAACUCAUCGGUAAUAGAUUUACAAUCGGUCACGGCAUCAAAUGCAAAAUUGACCGAAGCUGGAUACCAGAAAGAAAAUGGAAUCAAUGGAAAUCACAACGAAGUUUACGACCCGUUCUCAAAUCGAGAUACACAGCAUCGUACAUCUGAUUUCGGCGCUCUUGUUCAUUUAUUCAAAGGAAGUUUUGGAUCCGGAAUAUUGGCAGUUCCAAGAGCGUUUAUGAAUAGUGGUCUCAUACUCGGUAUCUUCGGAACGGUUGUUAUUGGUAUAAUAUGCGCCCAUUGUGUCUCCAUAUUAGUGAAAUGUUCGCACAUAUUAUCAAUCCGAGAUAAAAAACCAUCAUUAGGAUUUUCCGAUACAGCUGAAGUAGCUUUCAAAACAGGACCAACAGGAUUACGAAAAUACUCAAAAUUAGCAGGACAAUUCGUGACGUUAUCAUUAUUUGCGACUUACUAUUUGGGCAACACAGUAUACGUAGUUCUAAUAGCUCAAGCAUUUCAAGAAGUAUUCAACACCUAUUUCCACAUUCUCCUACCGAUAAGAUGGUAUAUUUUGAUAGUUGCCGUACCUUUGCUGCCUUUGGGUAUAGGCAGAAGACUGAAAUAUUUGGUACCGGUGUCCGCUUUCGGAGCAAUAUUUAUUAUAUUUGGAAUAGUGGUGACUUUUGCAUACGCUUUGAAAGAUUUACCCUCGAUUGAAGAAAGAAAAUUAGUUAACACUGUGGAUCAUCUACCCGUAUUCGUUUCUACUAUUUUAUUCGCCAUGGAGGGUAUUGGAACCGUGUUGCCUAUUGAGAAUUCGAUGAAACAUCCAGAUCAUUUCAGAGGAUAUUGCGGUGUGCUGAGUAUUUCGAUGAGUUUUAUCAUCGCCAUGUACGGUGUUAUUGGAUUCUUUGGCUAUCUGAAAUACGGCGAUAAAACCGAAGCGAACAUCACGUUAAAUUUACCCGAAGAUCCUUUAUCGAUUGCAGUCAAGUUAAUGGUUGCUUUAUCCAUCUUAUUCACAUAUGGUCUACAAUUCUGCGUCCCUUCGGAAAUCGUGUGGAAUCGAUUAAAACCCAGUGUUAGUGCGAAAUACGAAACUUCAGCGUAUUAUGUCAUGAGAGGAUCGAUGAUCAUUGGAACAGUAAUAAUCGCCCUAAUCAUACCAAACCUUGCGCCGUUCAUCUCACUAGUCGGAUCGGUAUGUCUGUCGAUUUUGGGCCUUUGGACACCAGCUAUGAUAGAAUUGGUGACGUAUUGGGAAGAAGACACUGGAUACUGGCGAGUUGUGAAAAAUAUUUUCAUAAUGGUCUGCUCCAUUGGCGCUCUAAUCUUCGGAAGUUAUACCAGUAUUAUAGAUAUCAUCAGUUAUUAUACAGGUGUACAUGAAUGAAACGACUGAUCCCACAUGAAGUGUAUUCUAUCUUCCUUAAUUCCCCUUCUUCUCCCUUCACUUCUCCUCCCAUUUCCUAUCCAUUUCUAUUCUCUCUCCUCGUAUUUUUUUCGCACCUUUUUUUCUCAGUAAAUUACAUUUUCAUUUGUGUUUAUCCAACUUCAGCAUUUUUUCCUCACGUUGACGACAAAGUUUGCAAAAGAAACAAUAUUUAUUCAGAUCACUUCCGUUCUAAUUUAUGACGAAUUUUCAUUUCGAAAAUAAUUUAUACAAUGUGGUUACACUGUGUCCUUUUUUAUAUACUUUUGAAUUACUAUAUAGGACCACAUUAUGAAUGUAUGACAAAGUCGUCGUUGAGUAAUUUAAAAUUGCGACAAUUAUUAUUUUUUUGUUACCAGUAAGUUUUUAAUUUCUCAACUGAUCGUAAAACGAAAACAAAAAAAAAAUACGUAUCUAAGUAGCUAGAUUUAAAUUUCAUGUCCUGUGUUUUUCUUUUUUUCUCUUGUACUCUCUUAGUUCCUUUGUAUGUACUUCCUCAUUAAAAUCGAGGCAAACGUAACUAUAUUCAACAUAUUAUUAGCACAAACCUCGAUAGAUUUUUGACUUUACCUACGUAAAAAGUAACCAAUAAGUACUGUAACUUAUGCCCUUUCUCCACUCGAAGGGCAGUUACGUAUUUCGUAGACUCGAAACCAAUUCAUCAACGAUAUGUCACAAAAAUCAAGAACUUCAAAUAGUUAUUCUUUUAUCAUUCUCGAAAACGAUUAUAUAUUGGUUGGCUAAUAAAUACGACACAGGUAGAUUAAUUAUAGAACAUUUACAGACGAUAAUUUCGAUUCUCAACACGACACAUACGAAUUAACAUGGACAAUUACGAGGAGGCGGAUAGUUGUUUCACUGUGUCUUAUUUUUUCGCGACUAAUCGUUCAUUAGCGCCAGGCGCUAUGCCUGGGCUAUCCACCUCGCCCUUGAACGUGCAAAAUGUACCGUUAUGUUUAUUAAUCGAACCACAUAUCGGUACUUUUUGUUGUGGAAUUUUUCGUGAUGUUUUUUUAUACAUUUCGUUGCAUUUCCUAUUAUCAUUUCUAUACGUGACAACUAUCCCCCUCCUUUAGAAAAUGCUCGUCCCGAGCAUUUAACAACCUUACAAUUAACAAUCUUACAAAUAAGCAUAUAUCACCUUUAUUUUGAUCAUUAUAAUAGUUUUCUUAAAAUUAAUUACAAAUUAGAGCUGUCGAUUCUGGUGGUAGUAAUGGGAAUUUGUCUGCUGAGGUAUAGGGAAUAUAGUUUUAGAAUGAUUAUUGUUUCAACAAUUACGAUAAAGGUCAGGAUUGUUAGCCACGAUAUAUAGAAAAUAUCCCCCCAAAAUUGAUUUUCAAACAUCCCUUUUGGGGGUUUUUUCAUUUCAAUCAGUCUUAUUCUGUUUUUGAUUUCUUCUGUAGAAGUUUUUAUAGCAAAAUUUGGGGUUAGAUCUUUCCAGUUUUUGUUGACUAUUUUUGAUAUGUUUUUGAAAAAUAUAGUAUUUUUCGUUAGGGCAUCGGCUGAAAGAGUUUCGAAUUCUGUCCAUUGGACGGGUAGGAUUCUAUGGUACGAGUAUUUUUCAGAUUUCUGUAUACAUGGGAAUUGUGUUUCGAUUAAUGUUUUUACGUUAUCUGUUAGUUCGUAGUCACAUGGUAGUUUUAUUUUCAUUGCACCGUAAUGGUCUAGUGUGAAGUUAAGUUUGGUUUUUCCUUGAGUUUUUGCGUUGUUAAUGUAGAGUUCCUGUUUCAGGUUUGUCAGUAUAAAUUCUGUGUCAUCAAUCUUUCGUAUAAUAAUUUUGUCAUGGUUCUUUUCACACCUAAAUCCACAUAUGUUAUUAAGUUCGUUUCUAGAUUUCUUCUUAAAUAUGGCUUCUAUACAUAGAGGAAAUUCAUCGGCUGUAUCCUCAUAGGAUGAAAUGUAACAAAGUCCUGAAUUUUCAUUGCAGUUUUUUAUUGAGGUACCUGUUAUAAUUUUUGCAUUUUCAUUUUCAUAGUCAAAAGAUAGGUAAGAUGGCUCAGUAUGCAUAUAGCCUAUUUCAUUUUCAAAAAUAAAGGGUAUCGGUAAAAAUUCAAAAACUUCCCAUAAUGCAUUUUUUGUUUUGAUGGGGACUUUAAUGUGCAGUGAAAUUUCAUUUUCGGAUAUUGAACAGGUCGUUAAGGGAUGGGUGUAGUAAUUUUGGAUUUUCAAUAUGUCAAUCGCCAGGGAAAAUUUACUCUUUUUCAAAUUUUGUUCUAAUUUUUCAAGGUCAUUUUUCAAAGUUUCAAUGUCGACAAGGGUAGAAGGUAGCUUAUGGGCUUUGCAGUGCAGAAGGAUGUCCCUCAUGAAAUUUUCGAAGGCAAUUUUUUGAAUAAUAUUAAUCAAGUUUAGGAUGUUUUCCUGAGACUGGGUCAUGAAAUCAGUCUCAGGUUUUAUGUAGUCUUCAAAAAUAGAAUUUAUGCGAUUAUUCAUUUCCUCGAAUUCGGAUACAAUGGUUUUAGAGAAGGUGUUUAGUUUUUGAGUGGUGUUAAAAAGUUCCGAAUGGCUAUUUAUAAGUUCAGUUCUCAGUAUCUUAUAGUUUUGAUUGAGGGAUUCCUGGUUUUGGUAGAGUGGUUCAGUUUCCUUUAGAGUUAUUAAGUUGCAGCACCAGUUAUAAAAGUCUCCGAAAAACUGGAUGCCUCUUUUUUCUCGUUUAUUCAGGUAUUUCGAAUCAAAGUUGUAAGAUUUUAUGGUUUCACCAACGAAUUUGUCUAGAGUUUUUAACAUUUCAUAGUUUUUCAUUUUUAUAUUACAGAAGCUGGUUAAGCCUUCUGGACACUCAUUUAUUCUCAUUUUUCCAAAAUGUUGUUGUUUAGGCAUUUUUAAGGGGACAGUGUAUUCUAAAAGUAGGGAGUUUUCAUAUGAGAUAAUUUUUGAUAAUUUCCGAAAGUAACCACCAGCGACAACUUCCACGUCAAGAUGGUUGCUUGUGGCAAAGUGUAGGGUGAGUAAAACAGUCAUAAUUGGAACCAUAUUCUGAAACAGAUUGGAGAGAGAAACAUGUAGUUGAAUGGAUUAGACAGUAUUAGGAUAGGGAAUGUUGGGAUUUUUGAGUAGAUGGUUUUAUCCAAAUUUCAUGUUUUUUACUUUCAUGUGCCACUUAUAUUGUUUCUGGGCUUCUCGUGGGUUGUAAAAUUUAGUUCUUUUGGUAUGAGUUCUUUUCGUUGGUGGAAUAAUCAGUAUAAGGUGACCGUUUUCUGUUGUCUUUAGGGUCCAUUUUUCCAAAAUUUCCUUUGUGGGUUUUGUUAUGUCAGCUUUGUCUGUAAGUAGUAGGAUUUUUCCAAUUUUUUUCAGUUCCUGUUGUUAACCAGUUAUUAUUUUCGUCAAAGUUUUCUGGGAGUGGGAUUAUACAUUUCUGAAAUGUCUGUAGUAUAUUUACGACACCUCGGUAUUUUUCGGCAAGAAUAGUGGUUUCGUUCUCCUUCAAAUUUUGAACAAUAUCGAAUGCAAGGUUAUUUUGGAAUUUUCUUAUCUCAUGAUCGUUAGAAUGUUGCCAAAUAGGGUUCAUCUCUACAAGAGUUUCUCUGUUUUCGUCAGUUAGUUUCAAAGUUUUUGUUUCAAUGUCACUCAAGAUUUUUCCCAGUUUUUGUCGAUUUGACAUUCCUAAUAUGAUGAAGUAAAUCAAUUCUUCUUCCAUUUCGUUUUGAAGCACAACUGAGUUUUGAUGGAUUUGGGUUUGUAAUGUGGAGUAAAUUUCGGAGUUUUUUAUAAGCAUUACAGAGUUGAGAUCAGAGUACCCUAGCAGUCUAGUUUGUGUAAAGGCUUCAUUUUUAAAUUUUUCUCUUUCAUCUUUGAAUAGAAUCGGAAAUGACCUAGGGUAACUCCAUAUUCGGUUCUCAUCAUCGACUGCUUGAAUCAUUCUUAUCAUGAGCAUUCCGACAUAUGAAGUUUUAUUCAUUUAUCCUGAUUUUAUUUUUUCCUUGCAUACUUCAUGUAUAUAUCUCUCAUACGCGUACACACUAUCUAGAGCCACGUAUGACACUUUUUCUGAGACUAGAUAUACAUAUAUUUCAUUAUCGAAGUUUAAUUUAAAUACUUUAUUGCUGUUUAUUGAAGAGUGUAUCUGCAAUCCUGACUCGUACAAUAUUGGGUGACCUCCAUUUCGCAUUGGUCUAGUAAGGUAAUUUUGCCUUUGAGAUGUUGCCGUUUUUCCUUGAUUACCUUUUUCCUGUAAAGUUUCAUCCUAUGAGUUUCUCUUUAGAGAUUCCAAAAUUAUUCUACGCAUUUUCUUUAUGGGGUCUUUCCUUCAUCAUAAUUUUUCAUACUUCUUAAAAUUUUCAAAAUUUCAUCAUUUUUCCUUUUUAGCAAGGAUUAUUGCUACAACUGGGUGAUCAAUCCUGCUGUGGCUCCUCGCUAGAGGCAAAUCUAGAAUACCUCAGAAAAUGUAAGUUUUUUUAGACGUCUUUAUUUUUCAAAAAUUUUUAAUUUUUCAUUUUAUCGUUUUAUCGCGCGAUUUUUUAAUCUUCAGUUUCACUACUUUCUUCGUUAUCAGUUUUGUUAUUUUGGGGUUCUUUGUUUCUUUGAUGGUAUUUCUUUAGUCUUCGUACAUGUACAGUAUCUUCAGUCAUUUUCCCCCUGAUAGGUAAUUCAAUUUUGUAGUUUUCUUCUGAUAUUUUUUCCUUCACUUCAUAGGGCCCUAAGAAUUCUUUGUAAAAUUUUCCCUGUUGAAUUGGAUUUUUCAACAUUACUUUUUCCCCAACUUGAAAAGAAACUUGUUUACGAUUUUUGUCGUAGUUUCUUUUCAUUUUUUCGUUAGCGUUUUCUACUAAUUUUGGAAUUUGUUCUCUAAUUUCUCUGAGUUUCUCAAUUUUUCCUAGUCUACUCUCAUUCUCAUCUAUCCCUAGUUUGUUCAAAAUUGGUGAGUUGGGCGUUUGACCAAACAUCAGAAAGUAUGGGCUUAGACCUUUCAAGCUUUCAAUUGGACUUGCAUUAUACGAAAAUGUCACAAAAGGGAUAUAAUUUGCCCACUUUGUUGGGUUGUCUGCCACAUACGAUUUUAAAACCUCACACAGUGUUUGAUUUGUCCUUUCACAGGCUCCUUGUGUCUGUGGAGCAUAGGCUGUACUAAAGUAUAAUUUAAUUCCCAGGCUUUUGCAAUUGUCUAUCAAUUUUUGAUUUUUAAAAUGCGUUCCCCUAUCAGUUGUGAUUUUCUUUGGACAUCCAAAAGUCGUGAUAAUUUCAUCCAAAAAUUUUAUCACUGCGUCGGCAUCUGCGGUUUUCACGGCCUUUGAAAAGGCAUACUUCGUGGACUUACAGAUACCUACUAGUAUGUAAUUUUUCCCUUGGCUAGAUGGUAAAGGGCCCACAAAAUCAAAUUCUACGUGAGCUAAAAUUGAUGUGUCCUCAAGUGGUAUGGGUCUUAACAAACCAGUUUUUUUCCCUCGUUGACGCUUGGUUUCUUGGCGAAUUUGACAUGUUCGAAUGUAGGUUUCAGUAUCCUUUCUAAUACUUUCCCAAUAAAAUUUUUCUUUGGUUUUUUCGAGUGUUUUGUAUAAAGCGAAAUGACCUCCUCCUACUGGAGAAUCAUGGUAAUUUUCAAGAAUUUUAUUUUGAAGACUUUUUGGGGCAACAAGUAGUUUUUUCAAACCUUGGGGAGAAUCAAUUUUAUAUUUCAAAAUUCCAUUUUCAAUCAAAUAGUUUCUACUUUUUUUAUAUAGGUUUUCGAGGGAUUUGUUCUUUUUACCAUUUUUUAUAUCAAUCAUUUUUUUACAAAAUUCAUCUUUUUCUUGUUCAUUUUUCAAAUCAAAAGGGUCAUCAUUUGGAUUAAUAUUGUCGAUUAUGGUUCUGCUUAGGGUAUCAGGUACAAUAUUGUCUUUACCUUUUUUGUGUUUGAUUAUGAAAUCAAAAUCUGAUAAUUUCAUAAUUAAUCGCGCCAUUCGUGCUGAUGGCUCUUUCAUGUUUCGGAAAUGGGUCAGAGCCAUAUGGUCUGUAUAAACUACAAAUUUUAUGCCAUAAAGGUAUUCUCGAAAAUGUAACAGUGUCUCAAUUAGAGCAGUCAUUUCAAGGUCAUAAGCUGAGUAUUUUUUCUGGUUGCCUUGAAGCUUUUUUGAGUAAUACGCUACUGGGUGUUUUUCGCCUUUUUCGUUAAUUUGAUGCAAAACGCCUCCUACAGCUAUGGCUGACGCAUCAAUUUCUACAAUCGUCUCCCUAUCUUCUUUAUACAAAGCUAGAACUGGUGCUGUGCAUAACAGCUUUUUUAAAUGAUUGAAACUUUCUUCAGCUUUUUCAUUCCAAUCGAUUUUUUCAUUACUUUUUGGGUCUCCUUUUGUUAGGUCAGAUAUAGGAGCCGCUAUUUGCGCAAAAUUUCUUAUAAAUUUUCGAUAAUACCCACAUACUCCCAGAAAUGAUUUUGCUUGUUUGACCGUUUUUGGUCUUUUAAAAUUUUGAAUUUUUUCGGUAUUUUUCUCUGUGGUUACAAUUUUACCACCAUUUACUUUAUGGCCCAAAAGUUCUACCUCGUUAUAAAAAAAAUGACAUUUUGAUGUUUUCAAUUUCAAAUUUAAUUUUUUCAAACGUUUGAGUGUUUCUCUUAAAUUUUCCAAAGCUUCCUUAAAUGUUUUUCCAAAAGUGCAGAUAUCAUCCAUAUACGCCACAACACGCGCAUAUAGAAUAUCUCCCAACGCAUCAGUGACUGCUGCGCUGAAUGCAGCUGGAGAAUUUUUUAACCCUUGGGGUAAGACUGUGAAUUCGUAUAACUCGUUAUCUAUAAUUAUGGCCGUGAUAUGUUGAUCCUCCUCCUUUAUGGGGAUUUGGAAAAACCCUUGGUUGGCAUCCAUGACACAAAAAUAUUCAGAUCCUACUAAUGCCAUAAAUAUAGCCUCAGCACGGGAGACAGAAUUUCGAUCAGUAUGUAUUUUUUCGUUUAACUUCUGAAAAUUGCACAGUAGCCUAAAGUCACCUCCUGGCUUUCUUUUUACAAAUGCAGGAGAUGCGUAUGACGAUUUACUUUUUUUCAAAAUGCCUGCUUUUACCAUUUUCGUAAUCAGAGCUUUUAGCUCUCGCCUUUCUACGGGUGCAAGUUUAUAGCCUCGUGUAAAUACUGGUUUUUUGUCGAUAAGUUUUAUGGGAUAAGGUUCUAUAUUAGCUCUUCCUACUUUCAGUGGAUCAGAAGUAAAUAAGUCGAUAAACUCACUCAGCACACCUUCAACCUGUUGUUUUUGAGCUUUUUCUAAAUUUGGGUUAAUAUCGAGUUUUUUCCCUUCUGCAUCACAGAGUGUAUCUUUUUCUCCUUUUCCUACUUGAUGAUUCACGUUGAGAAUUUUUUGUGGAGUAAUUAAAUUGAUACGUGUACCUGGUUGAAUAAUUUCAUAAUCUGUUGUGAAGUUAUAAAUGAAGGUGACGUUACCUUCUUCUUCUUUUUCAACUAUCAUUUUUGCGAUUCGCUGAUUAGGAAAAAUUUUUUUCGUUGUAGGUGAAUUAUUUAUAAUUUCGAUACCUAUUGCAUUUUCUUUGACAUCGUGUUUGUUUACAGUUAAUCCACUCCGUGUUGCGAAAUAUUUCAGAGGGUGGAUUGUAACAGUAUCAUCCGCAAGGUUACUCUUGUUAUUUACAAAAAAUAUCGACUUUUGCUUAGGUGGUAUAAUUACGUCAUUUGUUGCGAAAAUUUCACCAUCUUUGUUUACCUGGAAGAUAUUUGUGUCGUGGCUGACAUCCUUUAUCCAUUUUUUAUCAAUUUCGAGCAAAACUCUAUUGUGACUAAAUCCUAUUUCCAAAAAUUCCCUCAUGAAAUCGAUCCUAGCUCUAUAUUGCAUUAAAAAAUCAAUACCUAACAACAUUUCUGCUGAAAGCCCUCUUAUAAUAUAUGCCUUAAUUUUGAAUUUUUUCCCAUUAAUGAUUAUUUGUGAAUUUACAGUGCCCAUAAUUUCAAUAGUAUCAUUACAACAACCACCUACCUUCAAUGAGGUUUUUUCUAAAAUUAAAUUUUUAUCUACUACCUUAUCACUAAUACACGUAAUAUUACUACCAGUGUCAACCACUGCAUUUAUAUUUUUCCCACUUAAUUCUAAGGUUACGUUUAUUUGAAAAUUGGGGGCAUUAUGCGAAUUUAUUCGAGUGAAAGCCCUUUUUCUGACAUCCUCAUUUUCGAUUUCUUCAAUACAUUUUUUCACUUCAUUUUCCUCAGUUUUUCCUGCAUUCUCACUUAUGUCGUUUUUCUCACACUUUUUUACGACAAUUUUUCCAGACUUUUCUACAUUUUUAUUUACAUCACUUUUUCCAUUUGUUUUUUCAAAAAUGUCCCCAAUUUUCUCAUCUAUUCGUUUUUUUUCUCAUCCUGUUUUUUUUCUUGCUUUUCAAAUUGUUGUCCACCAUUUUUAUCAUACCAGGAAUUCGGUCUUCUAUAUCCGCCUCGAAAACCUCUAUAAUUAUUCCCAUAGCCACCUUGAUCUCCUCGAUAAUGAUCUCCUCUAUAGUUAUUACCUCGGUAAUUGUUGCCUCGAUAGUUGUUUCCUCGGUAGUGAGAUCCUCUAUAGUUAUUAUUUCCUCGAUAAUUAUUAUAACCCCCUCGAUAUCCUCUAUGGUUAUAAUUUGGUCUCCAGUUAUUUCGUCCUCUGUAUGGUCUGUCACUUUGGGUAUGUGUACUGUAUAUUUUUGUUUCGUUUUUUACGUCUAAUUUUUUAAUUUUUUCUAUUGCCUCCUGUAAUUCUCUCUCGCUAACCUGUUCCUGUAUCAAUUUCCUAUAUUCGAUUUUUCCAAUGUUUUGGAUUAACUCUUCGAUUGUAUCGUUAUUCAUUAUUGCCACUGUAUCAAUCAUGUCCUUUGGGAGUCCUUUAAUGAUGUAUUCGCACAGUUCAGGCUCUUGCAUGUUUGGAUUUAGCUGAAUACACCAAUCUCUCAUCUCAUUUACAUAGGUUAAUAGGUCCUCGUCCUCCUUGUAUCUCCGUUUGCUGAUCUUAUUUUUAAUUAGGAUCCCCUGCGGUUUGAAUUGCGCAAUUAUCCUAUUUUUCAGUUCUUCAUAGGAUGUGAUGUUUUUAAUUUUUUUAAGGUAGGCAUACGUAUUGUAUGCCUUUCCUUCUAAAUAUUCGGGGAGGUACUUUAUUUCUUCUUUGUCGGUUAAUUUCCUAGCUUUAUAAGCUGCCUCAAAUCUAUCGAAAAAUUCUUCUACAUCUCCUUCACCCUUAUACGCUCCUACUUUAAAAUUCCUAUCACCCAUUUCGUCUUCGCUACUUUCACUUUCACUACUCUCACUUUCACUACUUUUGUUUUCACUAGUUUUAAUUUCGUUAUUUUUUUUAUUUUCCAAAUUUUUAUUUAUAUCUGGGUUUUCGUUUUCAGCAGUUUUGGUUUGUUUUUCCGUUUCGUCAAGUUGUUCGUUUUGUUUUUCGUCAAGUUUUUCGUCAACUUUUUUUGGCGUUUUUAAGCUAUCUAGAAUUUCAUUGAUGUUCGGGACCGCCCAAUUGCGUUCUACAGUAUUCAAAAAUUCGUCAAUUUUUUCCCACUCAAAAGUUUCCCUUUUCUUUGGGAUAUCUGAGAAGAUUUCUUCUAGUUUUUCACCUAUUUCGGGAAAAGUUCGCACAAAUUUUCGUAAUCUUCCCCUCAAAUUGUCUAAAGUCCCUUCUGAGUUUAUUUUGUAGACCUGUAAAAGUUUUUCUAAUUCUGGUUUUCUCAACUCGUUAAUCCAUGAGGUUUUGAUUUGAUCCAUAUAAAAACUACCAUAGGUACAAAAAGCUUAAGACCAACUCGAAAAAACACAUAGUAAUGUCCAAAACGUAAUAUUGGGGGUGGAAGGGUAUUCUGAUUUUGACUAGUUUAAAAUAACAAUACCAUUUUUAUUUUAUUUUUUUCAACUGUGUCCUGGAUUCUGAUACUGGCGAAAUACCCUUUGGUUUGGUUCAACUGGCAAAAUUCUCCUUUAACGAGUUGUUUUUUGACAGCAACGAUUUAUUGGACCACAACGAGUUGUUUUUGAACAGCAACAAUUUUUUGGGCAGCAACGAGUUGUUUUUUUGGACAGCACCAAUUUUUGAUCAAAGAUUUUGGACAGGAACGACCUUGGACAGCUGCGAUUUUGGACAAGUAUUUCAAACAGCAACGAUUUUCGACAAGACUUUUGGACAGGAACGACAGGGUCAGAGUCACGAAAAAUUAUACCCGUUGGUCCAAGUGAUAACAAUUGGUAUUCGUUGGGGGAGCUCUUCAAUUUGUCUUUAUUCCGAGAAGACUGGACAAAAAUUCACGUAGAUAUUCCAAACGAAUGUGUUACAAAGAAUAAUCACCAUCUGACUGAGACUGGCCACAAUUCCAAUAAUUAUAACGAACGUAGAGACUUCCAGUGGUAUCCUUUAUUCAUCUACCAUGGACAGCUUUCGAUUUUGGACAAAGAUUUUUGACAGCAACGAUUUCUGACAAAAUUUUGGAUUUCUUACAGGAUCCGAAUCACGAAAAAAUUUUUACCCGUUGAGCGCCACUUGUAACUUAUGCCCUUUCUCCACUCGAAGGGCAGUUACGUAUUUCGUAGACUCGAAACCAAUUCAUCAACGAUAUGUCACAAAAAUCAAGAACUUCAAAUAGUUAUUCUUUUAUCAUUCUCGAAAACGAUUAUAUAUUGGUUGGCUAAUAAAUACGACACAGGUAGAUUAAUUAUAGAACAUUUACAGACGAUAAUUUCGAUUCUCAACACGACACAUACGAAUUAACAUGGACAAUUACGAGGAGGCGGAUAGUUGUUUCACUGUGUCUUAUUUUUUCGCGACUAAUCGUUCAUUAGCGCCAGGCGCUAUGCCUGGGCUAUCCACCUCGCCCUUGAACGUGCAAAAUGUACCGUUAUGUUUAUUAAUCGAACCACAUAUCGGUACUUUUUGUUGUGGAAUUUUUCGUGAUGUUUUUUUAUACAUUUCGUUGCAUUUCCUAUUAUCAUUUCUAUACGUGACAGUACCUAAUAAUAGCGCACAACCGCGACACACAAAAAAAAAUUUACUUCGUGUGAAAUUUAUUACCCUUAGUGAAAAAGAAAAUCGCACUUUAGAAUGUCGCCGUUUUAAAAACGACUUCUUCAGAAAUGUAUCCGAAUAACUUGGAGUCUUGCAAAUUAAAACCGUCGAGUAUUACAUUCCAACAAUGUCGUCGUAUAACUACGACGUGUACUAUUAGUAAUUUAUAGCGUAAUUUGUCGUAUUUUUUCUUCCUUUUUUUUAGUUUUUUCUUUCUUUCUUUUAAAUUUUAUAUAGCUAGAGAGAAAUAAUUGUGAUAAAUUCGAUUUUUAUGUGUGUAUAAUGAUUUUAAAGACAUUUGAAUCGUUGUUGUUUUUUUCCUUUUAUUGUAUGUAUUUUUUUCUUCUGACUAUGUUUAAUUUUUAAGCGACAAAAACAAAAAAAGCUUGUACAAAGUAUAAAUAAAGUUCUUUUUUAAAUUUU
This is a messenger RNA of Planococcus citri (citrus mealybug), 13288 nucleotides long. Its product is annotated as proton-coupled amino acid transporter-like protein pathetic. The transcript is spliced from 10 exons. Gene Ontology annotation, biological process: amino acid transmembrane transport. Gene Ontology annotation, molecular function: L-amino acid transmembrane transporter activity. The coding region runs from base 498 to 1901 and encodes 467 amino acids. NCBI's taxonomy places the organism in Eukaryota, Metazoa, Arthropoda, Insecta, Hemiptera, Pseudococcidae. The record is from RefSeq and is a predicted model, not a curated record.